UAGUACACGAACUUAUAUGACCCAUGUUUGAACACUUUGUCGAUGACUGAAUAGAUAAGAUCAUAUACAGUGAAAAUCUUGUACGUGGCUUUGACACAUCCUUGCACAAUGUGGACCCUGUUGAUUUCACCGAUUCUAAUUUCUCUUGUCUAUGGCGACAACAUCGAAAACUGUCCACCGAAUCUCUCACGAAACAUAAAUCUAAAGGCAUACAAUGGCCAUUGCUACGAGUUUGUGGUCCACCGCCAUAUUGAAUGGAAGGCGGCGGAGAGUGACUGUGCUUCUAAGGGAGGGACACUAGUUGUGGUCAACAACAUGGAGGAACAACUCUUCCUUAUGUCCGCUCUCGGGUCGUUCUCAUUCCAUGGUCAGGGAGUCUGGAUCGGAUUGACUGACCAGUUGCAGGAGGGGAAAUUUUCAUGGGUCUCCGGAGAGCCAGCUACUUUCACCUACUGGGCCGCAGGACAACCCGGAGUGAUAACCACACCCCAUAUUGGCAAGAAGCGUUUGAUUUUGGACACCAUUACUGGCCUUACUAACAUUCAUCUCAUAGACGAGGACUGUGUGCUGUUGAAAUACACCGACUCGGGUCACUGGCACGAUUACCCCUGUCUCAAGCUGGACCCUCUAGGCCUUGUGCACGAAAAUUUCCCAUACGUAUGCGAGUACAGGCAAACAGCUACCACUGUCGGAACACCGCAGACCGUGACCCCAUCUACCACACAAACCACUAUUCCUACCACCACACCGGAAACUGACGUCAUGGCUUCCACGGCAUCAGCUAAAGUCGCUGGGUCCGUGGGGGAACUUGUCGUAGGAUGAAUUGAAACAAAUGUUGCGUCCGUGCUUCAAUAAAAGAAGAAAACAA
Magallana angulata is the source of this 868-nucleotide messenger RNA. RefSeq names its product C-type lectin domain family 4 member E-like. The record is from RefSeq and is a predicted model, not a curated record. The coding region runs from base 109 to 822 and encodes 237 amino acids. The transcript has 4 exons. Lineage: Eukaryota; Metazoa; Mollusca; Bivalvia; Ostreida; Ostreidae. Gene Ontology annotation, molecular function: signaling receptor activity.